Molecule: messenger RNA, 1012 nt
Organism: Apaloderma vittatum (bar-tailed trogon)
Lineage: Eukaryota; Metazoa; Chordata; Aves; Trogoniformes; Trogonidae
Gene: BAG2
Product: BCL2-associated athanogene 2
Biological process (GO): protein stabilization
Molecular function (GO): protein-folding chaperone binding; adenyl-nucleotide exchange factor activity
Source: RefSeq, a predicted model, not a curated record
GGCAGCUAUAUAGGUGAACAGCUAUUUUAUUAUUUAAACAUUUUGCUUGGUUCAACGUGUCCAGGGUAGAGGCUUUCCGUGACGCAGCAUCUGCUAUGGAACAAGAGAAAGAAAUCCUGCUAGAAAUGAUCCACAACAUACAGAACAGCCAGGAUAUGAGGCAUAUCAGCGAAGGUGAGAGAGAAGAACUUAAUUUGACCGCUAAUCGUCUGAUGGGCCGAACCCUCACUGUGGAGGUUUCCGUAGAAACCAUCCGAAGCCAAAAAACCCUACUGCAUGCCACAAAGAUGAUCGAUGAAAUAGUCAAUAAACUUCUAGACGAUUUGGAAGAUGCCAAAAUCCGCUUAAUGUCGCUUUACGGUGCGUGCACAUCUGACGUGCCAGCGGGACCCAUCGAUCAGAAAUUUCAGUCUGUGGUAAUCGGAUGUGCCAUUGAGGAUCAGAAGAAAAUCAAAAGGCGACUAGAGACUCUGCUCAGAAACUUGGAAAAUUCUGAAAAGUCAAUCACGUUGUUGGAGCAUCAGAAAUCAUCUGUUCGACAGUCUUGUAACAGCAAGGAUUAAACUAUCCUCCUGGCUGCUUCUGGCAAAUCACAGGAUGAGCAGUUCUCCAGAAAAAGCACACAGAAGCUAAGAGAAAAAUUCUCUGUACAACACCACGCGUAUAUACGCAUGCGUAUGCACCGGAGUACCUCUGAUCACAAGGUGCGAGCAUUUAAUGGGUCUUGGUAGCACUGGCAAUUUUCUUUUGGCAAUAAAGAAUGCUAUCAGUUCUCCUGUAGAGUUGGUACCGCUCUAUUGCAAAAUUGUAGUUGUGCUUCUGCCAAACUAUCAGAAACCGUCAAAACCUAGCCUUUCUUCCAUUCUCCCUCCCUUUUUUUGGUUUUUUUUUAACUGAAGUUCUUUUGUAAUAUCAUGAGAUUUCGGCUUUUCUCUGCUAUACCCGUAGUGUGUGAACCAGACCUUUGGGGGCAAAAGAGAAAUUGUGGCAAUAAAUCAAACCCAUUAAUAAA